GUAACGCCCUCACGGCAUGCAUCUCUUCGACCACAACCGCCACCCCACUCCCUGUUUCCAUGUAUUCCUUACAAGAUAUUACAACGCGGCCUGACGGAGAGAUCGAGAUCGAAACGUUUCAACUGGUCACAAAAGAGAGAGUUAUCAGGCCGGUGAAUUUGCACCGUUUUGAGUGGAUAUACGGACUAGAGAACCAUGGUUUUCCCUUCGAUGGGGAGGAGAAUAGAGUUACUGGUACGUUCGUAGAACAUAAUGUACUCAUGUCAACUGUCAGUACCCAAGGAUCUUGUUUACCACAUCAAAAGACAGAACCUGGCGAUAUCGCCCCCGGCAUCUCUCACUAGUAAAGCACUUGUGAUGAUGAAUUUCAAUAGAAAGGUUAGGUCAAAAAGUGAUCGUCAGCGGUUCGAGGACUUUGGCAGUGGACCUUGGGAAUAUGCCCUCUUCGCAACGAAAGGAAAAGUGUCACCUCCGUUGUUUCACCGCUCACAUGAUGGCAGUACCACGCCGUUGUCGCUAGACGACUCAGCGUCCGAUUACGAUGCCUUACCUCGCUUCACGUCGAUGAUCCACCCACUCGUUGUCAUCUUAUUUAGAGUUUGCAAUCAAAUCGGUUCGCGCCGUGUCGAGAAGUCCCUCGAACCGCAUGUUAUCACACCAAUAACAAACGUAUUUCUUGAAUGGCCACUUUGGACCCACAACCGCUUCCUCCCCAUGCUCACCUCACCGAAACGGAAGCGACCAGCUUCUGACACGUGUGGUUGCACGGAUUGUGGAAGGUGGGAGUACAGCGAGAGCUCUACUUCCGGUUCGAGUUCACAAGCAGAUAGUUCAGAAGAUUCCGAGUCGUGGCGGGAUCCCGUGCCUGUGGAGGAAGUCAUCAAGGAUGAUGCUCGCGUCAAGGAUUGGUCGUUACAAACCGAGGGUCCGUCAGACGGUGGCGGUUCCGAUCCGAUUCUCGAGCAGUAUUCGCGGGAACCAUCGCCUCCGGUAUCAUUCACUUUGGGGAGGUUGGAGGAGGCGAUGGGGUUGCGGAUGGAGCGAUUACAGCCUAUCCUCGAUGCCGCAAAGCGUCGUUCAUCUGAGAAGCGCUUGAGAGCGAGCAAGCGCUCAAAAAUCAAGAACAAUUGAUUCUGAUCUCUCUUUACAUGUCUUCACAGCUUUCUAAGUUAAUUUUCAGAUAUUUUUUCUGCUGUUUUGUCUCACAAUUCAUCGCACAUUUAUCGACUUCUGCACCAUUAUCUGCUUCAUUCCCAUUUCUUAUGUUCGCUC
Molecule: messenger RNA, 1272 nt
Organism: Marasmius oreades (fairy-ring Marasmius)
Lineage: Eukaryota; Fungi; Basidiomycota; Agaricomycetes; Agaricales; Marasmiaceae
Exons: 3
Coding region: 253-1131 (292 amino acids)
Source: RefSeq, a predicted model, not a curated record